UACUUCCGUUUAAAUAGUGAGGUCUUUUCUUGCUUUUUUCAUUUUGAUUUUUAAAAAAGAUGCCUCGCAGUAGAUCACCAUUUUAUGAAAGAAAACAACGAUAUCAACACCGUCAUUCUCGAUCGAACAGUCCGGAGGAAUAUGUGGAGAGAAAGCACACGCACACAAAGAAGAAGAAACACGAACAUCGGAGUCCAGUGAGCAUGGGACACAGUCGAGAUCACCAACAUUCCAAGAGAAGACGGAGCAGUUCUAGUGAACGAGGUGCCAAAAGGAGUCAUCACGACAGACGGACAGACACUCAGAGACUUGAUCCUUAUCGGCGGAUUAAGCAAGAGCCCGUAGAUAAUUAUACCAGUCAGCAACAGGAACGAGAAAGAAACAACCGAAAGAGAGCACAGAACCGAAAACAUAGGGACAGGGAGAAUGAGGCGGAUGGGAAACACACUUGGGGACGUCCUGAUCAGUCAACGAGCAGUCAACCCGGCCAGCCUGUUGAUAAAGAAAAACCAGAUUUCGAAGUUUCUGGAAAAUUGACUGAAGACACGAACACGUACAAAGGUGUGGUUAUCAAGUACAAUGAACCACCUGAGGCAAGGAAGCCCAAAAAGAGGUGGCGUCUUUACGGGUUUAAGGAUGAUGAAGCACUGCCUGUUAUACAGAUUCAUCGACAGAGUGCCUACCUUUUAGGCAGAGAUCGCCGCGUUGCCGACAUUCCCAUAGACCACCCAUCUUGUUCAAAACAACAGGCAGCUUUACAAUUCAGACUUGUCGAGUUCAAGAGGGCAGAUGGGACAGCCGGUCGAAGGGUGCGACCAUAUGUUAUCGAUCUGAACUCUGCCAACGGGACAUUUGUGAACAAUAAGAAGAUUGAUCCUCAGAGAUACGUGGAACUGCUGGAAAAGGACGUGUUGAAGUUUGGUUUCAGUACUCGGGAGUAUGUCAUCUUGCACGAGGAUAUAGACACAUCUGAAGUACAGCGUGAUGAAGAUGAUGAUGAUGGUGAUGAUGAAAACAGAACUUAAGAGAGUCUUUCUUUUUUUUGUCAUUGUAUUAGUGUUAUGGACUUGUCAUUGUUUCCAUUACAAAUCAAAACACACAACGUUUUUGUGAAGUAUUAAGACUUUGUAAUGAAUUACAGAACUUGUGUAUUCAUUGUGUUUGAAUGUUAGUAAUAAUGUAAUUUUUCAGAUUCAGGGAUGAAUACUGAAAGUGAGUAGUGAUAGUAUAUCAACGUUAGAUCUGAUGCUGAUAUUUCACUGAUGAACAUUGUGGGUUGCACAAGAGGUGGGGAGUAGUUAAUCAUCAAACAACUAUUCUGCAAUCAUCUUCAUACAAAUAGUAUUUUUGAUAGAGUUAUUUGGAAAAGGCCUAGGGCUCACCCUGUAUAUUGCCAAAUUAGUCAAUUGCUAAAAAAAUUUUUUAUACAAAAUGGCUACAAAAUUUAGACUGGCUAAUAAAAUAUUCCUCAAAUUAACCACAUUUUAAUGCUUUUCAAGAAAAUACUUUACAUUUCUGAAAAUUGGUUCCAGUGUGAGCCCUGAAGGUCCCCUUCUUGCUUCCAUUAAACUACUGAGGAGUGGGGGGGUGGGGGGUGGGGGGGGGGGUUGAAGUCUAUUGACCCUUUCAACUCCAUGAACCACUUCGAGCAGUCUCAAUAGAGUGAACAGUUCACUGAAAUUAACCUAGGUAAACUACUGAGGAGUGGGGGGGGGGGGGGGGGGGGGAAAGUAUAUUGACCCUUUCAACUCCAUGAACCACUUCGAGCAGUCUCAGUAUUAUAGAGUGAAUAGUUCACUGAAAUUAACUUAGGUCACCCAUUCCAAGAAGUUGUUUUUUAAGUUUGUUUAAUGUCUUGUUUUGGGGAAUAUGACCCUAUACCCCUAAAAAUUUCACUUGCCAGUUUAGACUGACCCUGUUCUAUGUUCCUGCACACAUGCCUGAAUCAAGUUGCUUCCUGGUUUUGAGUUUUUCCAUACAAGUAAUAUUUCCAUAUGAGUCUGAUUAUCAGAGAUCAUAUCAUAUAUAUUUCUUUAUCAGUGGAUAUUAAUUAAACAUGUUUAGUAUUGGUUCUGUAUUUAAAUUUAUAUUUUAAAAUAAUAAUAAUAAAAAAACUUUUUUUGUCAAGUGAAAGAUAUGUAGAAUAUAGUUGGAUCUUGUUACAACUAUAACAUUCAUCCUUGGGUCACUUUGUUCUAUCAAAUUUGUUGUAGCGAAUUUGUUGAGUUAUAUCCCUUGCCAUAGUCAUGUAAAGAAAAGUGUAAUAGAAGACUGAAUAGCAUUUAAAUAAUUAAUGCAUGACAAUUAUUAUUAAAAACAAGAAAUACGUAAAUUUGUAUUCAAUAAAAUAUGUUUAAAAAAAUAAUUAUUUAAUUAUUGAGAGGCCUACAUCCAGGUGCAUUCACUAUCGGUCAUUCAGAGAUCAGACAUCUGUGUUCUAUAGGCCUACAUCCAGGUGCAUUCACUAUCAAUCAUUCAGAGAUCAGACGUCUGUGUUCUAUAGGCCUACAUCCAGGUACAUUCACUAUCGAUCAUUCAGAGAUCAGACAUCUGUGUUCUAUAGGCCUACAUCCAGGUGCAUUCACUAUCGAUCAUUCAGAGAUCAGACAUCUGUGUUCUAUAGGCCUACAUCCAGGUGCAUUCACUAUCAAUCAUUCAGAGAUCAGACGUCUGUGUUCUAUAGGCCUACAUCCAGGUACAUUCACUAUCGAUCAUUCAGAGAUCAGACAUCUGUGUUCUAUAGGCCUACAUCCAGGUGCAUUCACUAUCGAUCAUUCAGAGAUCGGACAUCUGUGUUCUGGACAUUUACAUGUUUUGAAAUAGCGGUCUGCUAAGUCGCAGAUCAUUUUUCAAGAGACGGAUGUAUCUACGAUUAUCUCAUCUUCUAUUUAGCUGAGGCUGAGCUCGUGAUUCUGUGAUAUUUUAAUUUUAUAAUGCUCUAAAAUCUAAGAGGUCCUAAUUUUCCAACCCUCCACUCAUUCAGUGUCGUCUUAUUUCCGGCAGAUCAUACAAUAAUUUUUUUUUUUUUUUUUUUUUUGGUCAGCUAUUUAAAAAGAGAUAACAGCAGGCCUAUUUUACUUCCCAUUUUGAGCCCUGUAUUUACAAAUCACCAUACAAACAGAAGACUUCGGUAACUCGGAUAUCAUGUUACACUUUUGGCUCAUGUUUAGGUCAAGGAUGUGUGUGUGUGUGUGUGUGUGUGUACUGCUAACUUUGGUUGACAAUUAUCAACAUUUUCAUGAACAUACACACUCCUUUGCCUUUAAAGCACACAUACUGUAUAAAAAAAAAACAUCAAGGUAUAUUUUUAUAAUUUUUUUUAAUGUUAUAUAUGUAUGGGUUUGAGGGUGUUUUUUGUGUGUGUAUGCUGGCAUUACACUCCAGCCCUUGUGUACAAUGUGUACAUUCAUAAAUUUUUUAUAAUUAAGAACGUUAUAUUAGUUGAUUGACAUGAUUGUAAAAAUGAUAUAUAAACUUACAAAGCAAGAAGAUAUAGGAUAUUUUGGCAUUUUUGUUUAUUGUUGGGCUAUAACUGAAGCAAGGGAAGUUUGUCAAUAAAGUAUACAUGUAUAUAAACAUUUGUAGCAAGAGAAGUUUGUCAAUAAAGUAUACAUGUAUGUAAACAUUUGUAGCAAGGGAAGUUUGUCAAUAAAGUAUACAUGUAUAUAAACAUUUGUAGCAAGGGAAAUUUGUCAGUAAAGUAUACAUGUAUGUAAACAUUUGUAAGCCAAAAAUUU
Molecule: messenger RNA, 3737 nt
Organism: Gigantopelta aegis
Lineage: Eukaryota; Metazoa; Mollusca; Gastropoda; Neomphalida; Peltospiridae
Product: smad nuclear-interacting protein 1-like
Exons: 2
Coding region: 60-1025 (321 amino acids)
Biological process (GO): miRNA processing
Cellular component (GO): nucleus
Molecular function (GO): protein binding; mRNA binding
Source: RefSeq, a predicted model, not a curated record